Molecule: messenger RNA, 668 nt
Organism: Funneliformis geosporum
Lineage: Eukaryota; Fungi; Glomeromycota; Glomeromycetes; Glomerales; Glomeraceae
Source: the annotation of a GenBank genome assembly
GGUUAAAAGAAAUUCAUGAAAAAGGAUACGUUCAUAAGGAUCUCCAUCCUGGUAAUAUAUUAAUUUACAGUAGGUGGGAGUGUCGUAUUACUGAUUUAGGAUUAUGCCAGCCUGUAUCUAAUCAAUCAGAUAAGCAGAACGUUUAUGGAGUCAUACCAUACGUAGCUCCAGAGGUUUUAAAAGGAAAGGAUUACACUCCAGAAUCCGAUAUUUAUUCUUUCGGAAUAAUUGCACAUGAAAUGCUUAAUGAAUUACCAACAUAUCAUGAUUUGCCUCAUGACGUAUUUCUUGUCAUGAAAAUUUGUAAAGGACUAAGACCAAAGUUUAAAAGGAAGGUACCACGAUUAUUAGAACAGUUGAUUGAUCAAUGUUUAGAUGCAAAUCCAUCAGCACGUCCAACAGCUAAUGAAUUAUGUCAAAAAUUACAAAAAUUGAUUAACUAUAUUUUGAACGAUCAUGAUGCAGAAUUUACUAAGCAAUAUAAUGAGGCGAUUGAAUUUAAUAAAAAAUCAUUAUCCAUGGAAUUAAAUACUAAUCCCAAUCCUCAAGCGGUUUACACUAGUAGGCUCCUUGAUUUCAAUAACCUUCCCGAACCUCAGAAUUCAAAUGAACUUUAUUUAGUUAGUGGAUCUUUAGGUGAAUUAUAUUUGAUUUAUGAGCAAGUUUAA